UGCUUCCGCCUCCGCUUCCGGUGGCUCUGUCUGGACCUACGUGGCUUUCGGCAGGGAGAGAGAGAGACCGAGCGAUAGUCAGCCAGCCAUGGACCAGGUGAUGCAGUUUGUGGAGCCGAGCCGGCAGUUUGUGAAGGACUCCAUCCGCCUCGUCAAGCGCUGCACCAAACCGGACAGGAAAGAAUUCCAGAAAAUUGCCAUGGCAACAGCAAUAGGUUUUGCAAUAAUGGGAUUUAUUGGAUUCUUUGUGAAACUGAUCCAUAUCCCCAUCAACAACAUAAUUGUUGGUGGCUGAACACUUACUGGGAAGACCAGUCAACUGAAGCUGGAGCCUGAUGGAUAGUGGGAGGGAAGAGUAAGGGGCUUUUUUUUUUUUUUUUUUUUUGCUUACACAUGUUCCAUGUAUCUUUAUCUGCUAUUUAAUACAAUAAACCCCUAUUUUGGAUUUUAAAAAAA
Molecule: messenger RNA, 456 nt
Organism: Alligator mississippiensis (American alligator)
Lineage: Eukaryota; Metazoa; Chordata; Crocodylia; Alligatoridae
Gene: SEC61G
Product: SEC61 translocon subunit gamma
Exons: 3
Coding region: 89-295 (68 amino acids)
Biological process (GO): protein targeting; post-translational protein targeting to membrane, translocation
Cellular component (GO): Ssh1 translocon complex; membrane
Molecular function (GO): transmembrane protein transporter activity
Source: RefSeq, a predicted model, not a curated record